Sphenostylis stenocarpa is the source of this 366-nucleotide messenger RNA. The record is from the annotation of a GenBank genome assembly. NCBI's taxonomy places the organism in Eukaryota, Viridiplantae, Streptophyta, Magnoliopsida, Fabales, Fabaceae.
AUGGAUGAAGAUGAACUCUUACAUAGCUUAUGUGGUUUCAUUGAAGAAAGUGGUCAACAUGCAACCUGUCCUAACUACAGUUCCACCAUGCGAAUUACUCCAAAAGUAGAGUCUGAAAUUUUAAAACUUCCAGGGCAAGGUUUUGGUAAUGAAUUACUGAUGGUCAAAUCUUCAGGGCAAGGUUUUGGUAAGGAAUUACUGACGGUCAAAUCUUCCCUAGUUGAAAGGUCAAGACUCAAGAGUCUCCACUGCACUAAACAGUUUGUCGAAAGUAAUACUACCAAUAUCCCAUGGAAGAUGGAUAGGAGCUCUCAUUAUGGAUGGAGGACGAAGUUCCAUCAAGCAAGAGUAUGCCUUACAAUAUGA